This is a messenger RNA of Carlito syrichta (Philippine tarsier), 2008 nucleotides long. It is a transcript of the gene RORB, whose product is annotated as RAR related orphan receptor B. The transcript is spliced from 10 exons. Gene Ontology annotation, cellular component: nucleus. Gene Ontology annotation, biological process: regulation of transcription by RNA polymerase II. NCBI's taxonomy places the organism in Eukaryota, Metazoa, Chordata, Mammalia, Primates, Tarsiidae. Gene Ontology annotation, molecular function: nuclear receptor activity; RNA polymerase II cis-regulatory region sequence-specific DNA binding; zinc ion binding. The record is from RefSeq and is a predicted model, not a curated record. Bases 401 to 1780 code for a protein of 459 amino acids.
CAGUCCAAGUGAUCACAAAAGAAAUCUUCUGAGCCGGAGGCGGUGGCAUUUUUAAAAAGCAAGCACAUUGGAGAGACAGGAAAAAGAAAAACAAAAGCAAAACAAAACCCAGGUCCAGCCAGCCAGCACCUUUUUUUUUCCCCCCACCCUUUCUGAAAACAAACAAACAAACAAACAACCAUCAAAACAGUCAUCACCAACAUCCAAACUGUUAACAUAGCGGCGGCGGCGACACACGUCACCCUGCGGCCACGGCGUCCGCCUAAAGGGAUGAUUUUCUCGGCAGAGCAGCUCUUCGCCGACCACCGUCUUCACUCGUGCUGAGCGGGAUUUUUGGGGUCUCCGGGAUUCGGGCUGGGAGCAGCUUCAUGACUACGCGGAGCAGGAGAGCGGCCACACCAUGCGAGCACAAAUUGAAGUGAUACCAUGCAAAAUUUGUGGCGAUAAGUCCUCUGGGAUCCACUACGGAGUCAUCACGUGUGAAGGCUGCAAGGGGUUCUUUAGGAGGAGCCAGCAGAACAAUGCCUCUUAUUCCUGCCCAAGGCAGAGAAACUGUUUAAUUGACAGAACCAACAGAAACCGUUGCCAACACUGCCGACUGCAGAAGUGUCUUGCCCUAGGAAUGUCAAGAGAUGCUGUGAAGUUCGGAAGGAUGUCUAAGAAGCAGAGGGACAGCCUAUAUGCCGAGGUGCAGAAGCACCAGCAGCGGCUGCAGGAACAGCGGCAGCAGCAGAGCGGGGAGGCAGAAGCCCUUGCCAGGGUGUAUAGCAGCAGCAUCAGCAACGGCCUGAGUACCCUGAACACCGAGACCGGCGGCACUUACGCCAACGGGCACGUCAUUGACCUGCCCAAGUCUGAGGGGUAUUACAACGUAGAUUCCGGCCAGCCGUCCCCUGAUCAGUCAGGACUUGACAUGACUGGCAUCAAACAGAUAAAGCAAGAACCUAUCUAUGACCUCACGUCCGUACCCAACCUGUUUACCUAUAGCUCCUUCAACAACGGGCAGUUAGCACCAGGGAUAACAAUGACUGAGAUCGAUCGAAUUGCACAGAACAUCAUUAAGUCGCAUUUGGAGACAUGUCAGUACACCAUGGAAGAGCUGCACCAACUGGCCUGGCAGACCCACACCUACGAAGAAAUUAAAGCGUAUCAGAGCAAGUCCAGGGAAGCAUUGUGGCAGCAAUGUGCCAUCCAGAUCACUCACGCCAUCCAAUACGUGGUGGAGUUUGCAAAGCGAAUAACAGGCUUCAUGGAGCUCUGUCAAAAUGAUCAAAUUCUACUUCUGAAGUCAGGUUGCUUGGAAGUGGUUUUAGUGAGAAUGUGCCGUGCCUUCAACCCAUUAAACAACACUGUUCUGUUUGAAGGAAAAUAUGGAGGAAUGCAAAUGUUCAAAGCCUUAGGUUCUGAUGACCUAGUGAAUGAAGCAUUUGACUUUGCAAAGAAUUUGUGUUCCUUACAGCUGACUGAAGAGGAGAUUGCUUUGUUUUCAUCUGCUGUUCUGAUAUCUCCAGACCGAGCCUGGCUGAUAGAACCAAGGAAGGUCCAGAAGCUUCAGGAAAAAAUUUAUUUUGCACUUCAACAUGUGAUUCAGAAGAAUCACCUGGAUGAUGAGACAUUGGCAAAGUUAAUAGCCAAGAUACCAACCAUCACAGCAGUUUGCAACUUGCACGGGGAGAAGCUGCAGGUAUUUAAGCAAUCUCAUCCAGACAUAGUGAAUACACUGUUUCCUCCGUUAUACAAGGAGCUCUUUAAUCCUGACUGUGCCACCGUCUGCAAAUGAAGGGGACAAGAGAACUGUCUCAUAGUCAUGGAAUGCACACCAUUAAGACAAAAGCAAUGUGUUCAUGAAGACUUAAGAGAAAUGUCACUACAACAUUAGGAAUGUCCUGCACUUAAUAGAAUUAUUUUUCACCGCUACAGUUUGAAGAAUGUAAAUACGCACCUGAGUGGGGCUCUUUUAUUUGUUUGUUUGUUUUUGAAAUGACCAUAAAUAUACAAAUAUAGGACA